GGCGAUUAAAAAAAAAAAAAUUUGUCCAAAUUAAAAUUUCUGGAUUUCCCCUAAAUAAAGCUUCCCUUCGAUUUUCCUUUCUUUGUCCUUACGACGAAAAUCAAAUCUCUCUCUUCUAGAUUCUUCGGGUAGAGGGAGACGGCGAUGGGAACUGGGCGAGAAGUCAGCAUAUCGCUAGAUGGAGUCAGAGACAAAAACAUGAUGCAGCUUAAGAAACUCAAUACUGUUCUAUUCCCUGUUCGCUACAACGAUAAGUAUUACGCUGAUGCAAUCGCUUCCGGCGAAUUCACUAAGCUUGCUUAUUACAGUGACAUAUGUGUUGGAGCUAUUGCUUGUCGGCUGGAGAAGAAAGAAGGCGGGGCCAUGCGAGUGUAUAUAAUGACACUUGGUGUUCUUGCACCAUACCGCGGGAUUGGCAUUGGUUCAAAGUUAUUGAAUCAUGUUCUUGACAUGUGCUCCAAGCAAAACAUGUGCGAGAUAUACUUGCACGUUCAGACAAACAACGAGGAUGCUAUCAAGUUCUACAAGAAGUUUGGGUUUGAGAUCACAGAUACCAUUCAAAACUAUUACAUCAACAUCGAGCCAAGAGAUUGCUAUGUUGUCACCAAGUCCUUUGCUCAAUCUGAAGCCAGCAAAUGAUGACAAUACGCGACUUGGGAGAAGCCAUUCUUCCCCAGCUUGUUUGUUCAAUUCAGGAUCUAUUAUUAAUGUUAUGCGCCGGUUUCCGAAUUUUGCUUGUUUUGAUGACCUUGGAGUUUCUUAUCGAUUCCAAAUCAAUAGAUUUCUGGUUAUAUUCUUACAACAUUUCUCUAGUGACCCCUUGGUUUUGAAUCUAAA
Messenger RNA from Eutrema salsugineum, 837 nucleotides. RefSeq names its product N-alpha-acetyltransferase 50. The transcript has 3 exons. The record is from RefSeq and is a predicted model, not a curated record. Gene Ontology annotation, biological process: mitotic sister chromatid cohesion. Gene Ontology annotation, cellular component: cytoplasm; NatA complex. Bases 145 to 639 code for a protein of 164 amino acids. Gene Ontology annotation, molecular function: N-acetyltransferase activity. NCBI's taxonomy places the organism in Eukaryota, Viridiplantae, Streptophyta, Magnoliopsida, Brassicales, Brassicaceae.